CUCUCCGCUCCGCCAUGUUUGCGCCACCUACAGCCCCGGAGGGCGAGUGUCAUGGCUGCGUCCUGCCCCCUCCCGAUGACCCCUGACCUGCCCACGUUGUAUGCCAAGUUACGGGGACUGCUGCGCUUCCUAACGGACGCCCUGUGCAUUUCUAAUGCACACACUGUGGACUUCUACACAGAGUCGGUGUGGCAGGAGUUGGUGGACUUGCCCCCGGAGACCGUGCUGACGGUGCUGAGGAAGGCGGCGCCGGAGACCGGGCUGGCAGAGGGGCGCCCCCUGCUGGAUGCCGAGCGGGGAGCAGGCUUUACUCAUCUUCCCAAAAUAUUUUGUGAAACUUCUCAGAAGCUGUUGAGUGUGGAAUCCUUUGCUUUGGCUGCAAAACAGUAUUCUGUGCAAAACUUGGGAGUAUGCACUUCUGUUGAGCAAUUGUUUAUAGCCCUUCGAGGAGAUAAACAGAGAGUUGGUAAAAAUGUGAAGGCAGUCGAGUUUAUGAAUACGAAAAAAUCCCAUGAAGUGCAGGCGAUGUCGGAGCUCAUCUGCAGUGUUGCUGACUACUGUGGUGUAAGGCAGGUGAUUGAUGUGGGCUCUGGGAAAGGCUACCUAAGUUCCUUUUUGUUCUUAAAGUAUGGCUUUAAAGUUUAUGGCAUUGAUUCCUCAAAUACCAACACUCACGGAGCUAAAGAGAGAAACAGGAAAUUGAAGAAACACUGGAAACAGUAUCCUACUCAGUCAAGAGUAGAUGUCAGUGGACUGGCAUUAAACAUGGCAGAAGAAACAAAAGUGCAAAAGGAAAUUAAUUAUAAGACAGAUUUUGAAAACAUGUGUGGCCACAGUCCUCUAAAUCAAGAAAGCAUGUCUACUUCGGAAUUUUUGCCAGGUCUUUCAGGUUCUAUAAUUUCAGGCAUCAGUCAUCAAAUGGAAAAUCUACAUGCUCAACCACUUGAGAAAGAACAUUUGUUCUUUGACAGUGCCUUUUCUCUCACAGACUUGUUACCUAUCAAUGCUGUAGAGCUUACUUCAUCACAAACACAUGAUCGAGAAAUGACCAGAACAAAUAAAGGGAGAAGAAAAGUGACAUCAAAAUCAAGUGAAUCAAAUCUGUACUCACCACUGACAUCCGUUAUCACAGCUGAUUCUGAACUGCAGGACAUUAUUAAAGAUCUUGAGGAUUGUCUACUGGUGGGUCUACAUACUUGUGGUGAUCUAUCUCCAAAUACUCUGCGAAUAUUUACUUCCAAGCCUGAGGUCAAGGGACUUUGCAGUGUAGGCUGUUGCUACCACCUCUUAUCUGAAGAGUUUGAAAACCAGCAAGAAUGUACUCAAGAAAAGUGGGGAUUCCCAAUGUGUCACUAUUUAAAGGAAGAAAGAUGGUGCUGUGGACGUAAUGCAAGAAUGUCAGCAUGUUUGGCAUUGGAGCGGGUUGCAGUUGGCCAAGGGCUGCCUACCGAAUCACUUUUCUAUCGUGCUGUUCUUCAGGAUAUUAUUAAAGAUUAUUAUGGCAUCACCAGAUGUGAUCGUCAUGUUGGUAAAAUUUAUUCCAAAUGUUCUUCCUUUCUGGAUUAUGUCAGAAUGUCUCUAAAGAAGCUUGGAUUAGAUGAGUCCAAGCUUCCAGAAAAAGUAAUAAUGGACUACUACGAGAAGUAUAAGCCUAGAAUGAAUGAGCUGGAGGCCUUUAAUAUGUUGAAAGUUGUUCUGGCUCCUUGCAUAGAGACACUGAUUCUUCUUGAUAGACUUUGCUACCUAAAGGAACAGGAAGAUGUUGCAUGGGCUGCCCUUGUGAAGCUGUUUGACCCUGUGAAGUCUCCUAGAUGUUACGCUGUUGUUGCUCUGAAAAAGCAACAAUGAUUUCAACUCAAGGAAGUUAUUACUUGACUUGUUCCUGGGACUUGUUACUUCUUUAGGCAUUUAUUUCAUGUUAUGCAAAUAUUUUAAAAAAUAAUUGCUAUAAACUUUAAUAAUAAAAUAUUUAACACCAGAAGGUCAUAAUAAAUUUUUCCAUUGUCAAACCAUACAUUAGUAAAAUAAGAAUUUAUGAAAAUGUUAUGAGUUGACCAACAUUCCUGAGUUAGUAUGUCAAUAGAACAUGGUAAUCUGAUCUUAACUCCUGUUCAAUAUUUGAACACUUGAUA
Molecule: messenger RNA, 2132 nt
Organism: Jaculus jaculus (lesser Egyptian jerboa)
Lineage: Eukaryota; Metazoa; Chordata; Mammalia; Rodentia; Dipodidae
Gene: Mettl25
Product: methyltransferase like 25
Exons: 12
Coding region: 52-1848 (598 amino acids)
Source: RefSeq, a predicted model, not a curated record